Molecule: messenger RNA, 1827 nt
Organism: Zea mays
Lineage: Eukaryota; Viridiplantae; Streptophyta; Magnoliopsida; Poales; Poaceae
Product: NPC intracellular cholesterol transporter 1-like
Exons: 16
Coding region: 137-1348 (403 amino acids)
Biological process (GO): sterol transport
Cellular component (GO): membrane
Molecular function (GO): sterol binding
Source: RefSeq, a predicted model, not a curated record
UGAGUUCACUCACCUGUAGUGUUUCCUCUGUUCUAAUUAGGCAUUAUCUACUAGACUGCAACCAGGAUUGGAGCAGCAAAUUGUUCUGCCACGAAAUUCCUAUUUACAGGAUUAUUUUGAUGACCUUGCAAAGUACAUGAAAGUAGGUCCACCAUUAUACUUUGUUGUGAAGGACUUCAAUUACAGCUCUGCGUCGGUGGAUACAAAUCAAAUAUGUUCAAUCAGCCAGUGUAAUUCAAAUUCUCUUUUGAAUGAGAUAUCACGACAAUCAUUAUCCCCUGAGACUAGUUACAUUGCUAAACCUGCUGCUUCAUGGCUUGAUGACUUCCUAAUUUGGAUGUCCCCUGAAGCAUUUGGAUGCUGUAGAAAAUUUGUGAAUGGAAGUUACUGCCCUCCAGACGAUCAGCCUCCAUGCUGCCAACUCGAUCAGGUUUCAGGCUCUUGCAUGACAAGCAAAACCUGCAGUAACUGUACAACGUGCUUCCUACACUCAGACUUGGAUAAUGGGCGUCCAUCCACAACCCAAUUCAGAGAUAAACUUCCAUGGUUUCUUGACGCACUUCCAUCGAGUGAUUGUUCUAAAGGGGGAAAAGGAGCUUAUUCAACAAGUUUAGACCUCAGUGGUUAUGAAAGUGGCAUUAUACAAGCUUCGGCAUUCCGAACAUACCAUACUCCCCUUAACAAGCAGAGUGACUAUGUUAACUCAAUGAGAGCUGCCCGGGACUUCAGUUCUAAAAUGUCCAGAGAUUUGCAGAUGAAAAUUUUCCCAUAUUCCGUGUUCUAUAUAUUUUUUGAGCAAUACCUGAGCGUGUGGAAGACAGCUAUCAUGAACAUAUGUGUUUGCCUUGGUACCAUUUUUGUUGUUUGCUUCAUAGUUACCAGCAGUUUAUGGGCUUCAGCAAUAAUUUUAACUGUGCUAGCAAUGAUAGUCUUGGAUAUGAUGGGGGUGAUGGCCAUCCUUGGUAUUCAGCUCAAUGCAAUUUCUGUUGUAAACCUUGUUAUGUCGAUAGGAAUUGCUGUCGAGUUCUGUGUUCAUAUCACGCAUGCCUUUAUGAUUGGCACUGGGGACAAAGAAACUCGUGCAAGGCAGGCUCUAUCCACGAUGGGUGCGUCUGUAUUCAGUGGAAUCACCUUGACCAAACUUGUGGGAGUUAUUGUCCUACGUUUUGCGAAAUCUGAAGUUUUCGUGGUUUAUUACUUCCAAAUGUAUUUGGCACUUGUCAUCAUUGGAUUCCUGCAUGGGCUUAUCUUCCUACCGGUCCUUUUGAGUUUAUGUGGCCCUCCUACAAAAUGGGCGAAGCCAAAAGAACAAAGUCAGCCACCUUCAGCUUCAAGUGAGCGGACUUGACAGGAUUUUAUUUGAGUUGGACGGUUACAUACUAAAAAAUCGAAAUAGGCUAGUUUGGUCGGUGUGCGUCCAUGUGCUGUCCCAGUGGAGCAGCAGCAGUGAGGCGUACAGCAUUUGCUGAAGGUGAAAGCAGUCUUACAGAUCUGUAGAAAAUGUUGUGCAUAUCCAUGUUAGCAGCCGAACUAGGUUAUUUGGUGUUACAGUGCUACACAUGGCGGGGAAGGAAACUAAGAGGCGAAUUGGGGCUCGGUGUUAACUAGUUGACUGCAGUCCGCUGGUUGUUUAAUUUGUGUCACCCAAGCCGAGAGUCGAGACUCGAAUAGUUUUGUACUGCUGUUGUUUUGGUAUUUGCUGUGGGCAUUGAGCUUGUGUCUAAGUUCCAUAUGCUUGCGAGGCUUGUUUUUAUGAGAACAUAUCUGGUGUAUAUGGGAGUUUGGUGUACAUAUUAAAUCAAUGUCAUUUAUUAGAUCUAACAUCUC